AUGAUGAUGUGCCGUCUGCUGUGCGCCCUGUUGGUGCUUGCUCUGUUUUACUUCUCUUCCGCGCGAGCUACAGCAAGCGAGGUUAAACCUGAACAAGAAGUUAAUGUAAAGGUUACUGUUUCAGAAGUGCUAAAUGAGCUCGGUGGGGAACAUAAUUCGGAUACGGAUGUUGAUGAAUUACGGUCAGGAAAAACGGCGUCCGGUGCGGGACAUAAUGCAAAUGGGAUGCUUCCUAGUAACUCAGAACCACUAGUUCCGAUGGUUGAUACGCUAAAGUCAGAAAGUCCGAAGGAUGUUCAGGAGCAGGCACUUGAUGGGGUCACUGAGGCGGCAAAAGGAGGAAAAGAGAAGCCCCUUAAUCCAGAAGUAACAGAUACAUCCGAUGCGCAGCAGUCAACAAGUGUGACUGCUGUAAGGAAGGUAUCAGAGAGCGAGACGACUGCCGCAAAUGCGACGACCACUACUACCACGACAAAUGCGCCAACUACAACGACGACCACUGCGCCACAGGCAACAGGUAUUACGACUACAGCGGCGCCAACGACGACGACCGCCAGCGCACCGUCACAUCUCCGCGAAAUCGACGGCAGUCUCAGCAGCUCUGCGUGGGUGUUUGCCCCGCUGCUGCUCGCCGCAUCCGCGCUGGCGUACAACACUCUGGGCCAAAAGGGAGGGUGGGCUGUGCGUGCCAGCACUCAACGGCGGGGACAUGUGUACGUCUACUGUGGUCCGAUGUAUAAAGUAAGAGCAAUUAUGAUGAUUGUGUUUUUGCUUCCUUUGCUUCCGCUGUCCUGCUGUGUGCUCCGCGUUGUGCCCCACAUCCGUCGCAUUGAACGCAUCCCAGACACACUCCUAUGCAUGCGCAGCGGAGCCCUGGGCUCGUUUCUUUAA
Molecule: messenger RNA, 891 nt
Organism: Trypanosoma cruzi
Lineage: Eukaryota; Euglenozoa; Kinetoplastea; Trypanosomatida; Trypanosomatidae
Product: mucin TcMUCII, putative
Exons: 1
Coding region: 1-891 (296 amino acids)
Source: RefSeq, a predicted model, not a curated record